AUGUCAGAUGCCCACUGCAGUACCGGGCAGAGAUCGCGAGCCACCAUCUGUUUGGAGAAGCUCUUCACUGGUGGGAGGAAGUGGCACCCUCUGUUUGGAGAAGCUCUUCACUGGUGGGAGGAAGUGGUUCGUGAGGCAGUACCGGGAUAUCAGUUCACUUGGGAAGAGUUCCGGGCACGCUUUGAAGACAAAUAUUGCUUGAAGGGAGACCAGGACCACCGUAUUGUAGAGUUCCUCCAUUUGGAGCAGGGUGAUCGCACUUUAGCUGCGUUUGAGGCUGAGUUCACCCGUUUGCUGCGAUAUGGGGCACAUCUGGUGCCGACCGAGAGGCUGAAGAUCCAGAAGUUCGUGACUGGAUUAUGCCCAUAUCUGCGCAGGAGGAUUGAGAUCCAGGAGUACCCUACGCUGAGUAGGUACAUUGCGCAGCUGACGAAGUUGGAGAGGACAGAAUAUGAAGAGCAGCAAGAAGCGAGGAACCGAGAGAGGAGUCCUAUGAGACGAGUUACAUUCACUCGUCCCUCGAGUUCCAGACAGGUGAUACAGCCCCGUGAUAAGGGGAAGGCGCCAGCGUUUCGUCCUGCAGCACCACCGCCACCAGCACUGUCAGGACCACGCAGAUCUUGCCUACGCUGCGGGCGAGAUCAUGUUGGACCAUGCCGUACUGGGUACACUUGUUACCGUUGUGGUCAACCUGGCCACUUCGCUAACCAGUGCACCGGAGAUGUAGCUGCUUCCAGUCAGCAGGGAGCCAGACCUCCACGCCCUCAGCCACCACGUAGAGGGGGCGUAGCGCCACGGGUAUAUGCACUUGCUGCAGAGGAAGAAGUCCUGGGGGACGGGACUUACUUUGCUCAGGAGACAGUCACCAUUGAUGCUGUGGUCGAGGGUGACCCCGAGCAGUUAGACGCUGCUACCAUCACAGGUAUCAUACAUCUUCAUGAUACUGCAUGCCACGUUUUGUUUGAUACGGGAGCUACACAUAGCUUCCUAAGCUUGAGUAUGGUAGAGAAGUUGGAUGUGAUGGAUAUGGAUACGAUUGAGAGAUAUAGAGUACACACUCCCUCUGGAGAGAUUCUGCCGGUGACAGGGGUAUUACGUGGGAUUCCUCUAAUACUCUGUGGAAGGAAUCUCUGGGAAUGGAUUGAUUGA
This is a messenger RNA of Tarenaya hassleriana, 1149 nucleotides long. RefSeq lists its product as uncharacterized. The record is from RefSeq and is a predicted model, not a curated record. The coding region runs from base 1 to 1149 and encodes 382 amino acids. NCBI's taxonomy places the organism in Eukaryota, Viridiplantae, Streptophyta, Magnoliopsida, Brassicales, Cleomaceae. The transcript has a single exon. Gene Ontology annotation, molecular function: aspartic-type endopeptidase activity; nucleic acid binding; zinc ion binding. Gene Ontology annotation, biological process: proteolysis.